Molecule: messenger RNA, 5889 nt
Organism: Auanema sp. JU1783
Lineage: Eukaryota; Metazoa; Nematoda; Chromadorea; Rhabditida; Rhabditidae
Source: the annotation of a GenBank genome assembly
AUGGCUGAUCAUUUUGAAAACGAUCCGGGAUUUAUAUAUCUCGGUAUUUCCCGUGAAGCUCGCGCCACUAUGGCUGCGAGACCUUUCGAUUCUAAGAAGAACUGCUGGGUACCUGAUCCAGAAGAUGGCUUCAUUGCCGCCGAAAUCCAAUCAACUGAAGGAGAUCAGGUCACAGUUGUUACUGCUAAGGGAAACCAGAUCGUUGUCAAGAAGGAUGAAGCUCAGGAAAUGAAUCCUCCCAAGUACGAUAAGACCGAAGAUAUGGCUAACUUGACUUUCCUCAACGAAGCUUCCGUCCUCAAUAACUUGAAGGACCGUUAUAAGGAUAUGAUGAUCUACACAUACUCCGGACUUUUCUGUGUUGUAAUCAAUCCUUACAAGCGUCUCCCCAUUUACAGUGAAAGUGUCAUCAAGCACUACAUGGGAAAGAGAAGAAACGAGAUGCCACCUCAUCUUUUCGCCACCACUGAUGAGGCUUACAGAAAUAUGGUCCAAGACAAGGAAAAUCAGUCCAUGCUCAUUACUGGAGAAUCAGGAGCCGGUAAAACCGAAAACACAAAGAAAGUAAUUUCUUACUUUGCUGUCGUCGGAGCCAGUCAAAGUGGAAAUGCCAAAGAGGAUGGUAAGAAGGGAGGAACCCUCGAAGAGCAAAUUGUACAAACCAAUCCUGUACUCGAAGCUUUCGGAAACGCUAAGACUGUUCGUAACAACAACUCUUCUCGUUUCGGAAAGUUCAUUAGAACUCAUUUCUCCGCCUCAGGAAAGUUAGCUGGAGGAGAUAUCGAACAUUAUCUCUUAGAAAAAUCUCGUGUAGUUCGUCAAGCUGCAGGAGAAAGAUGUUACCACAUCUUCUAUCAAAUUAUGUCUGGAUUCGACCCCAGUCUUCGCGAGAAGUUGAAGCUCACAAACGACAUUUCCUACUAUCACUUCUGUUCUCAAGCCGAAUUGACCAUUGAAGGAGUUAACGAUCAAGAAGAAAUGGGUCUCACUGCUGAAGCUUUCAACAUCAUGGGCUUUGAAGACUUCGAAGUAAUGGAUCUCUACCGUGCUUGUGCUGGUAUCAUGCACAUGGGAGAGAUGAAGUUCAAGCAGAGACCACGUGAAGAGCAAGCUGAAGCUGAUGGUGAAGAUGAUGCUAUCAAUGCUGCCCUCAAUCUUGGUGUCAACCACGAAGAAUUCUUGAAAGCUUUGACCAAGCCAAGAGUACGUGUAGGAACUGAAUGGGUAAACAAAGGACAAAACUUGGAACAAGUCAACUGGGCUGUUUCUGGAUUGGCCAAGGCUAUCUACGCCCGUAUGUUCAAGUGGAUCAUCAACAGAUGUAACAAAACUCUUGAUGCUAAGGAGAUCGAGCGUCGCUUCUUCAUCGGAGUCUUGGAUAUUGCUGGAUUCGAAAUCUUCGACUUCAAUUCUUUCGAACAACUUUGGAUUAACUUCGUAAACGAGCGUCUCCAACAGUUCUUCAACCACCACAUGUUCGUACUCGAACAAGAAGAGUACAAGCGUGAAGGAAUUCAAUGGACUUUCAUUGAUUUCGGACUCGAUCUUCAAGCUUGUAUCGAGCUCAUUGAGAAGCCUCUUGGUAUCAUCUCUAUUCUCGAUGAAGAAUGUAUCGUUCCAAAGGCUUCUGACAUGACCUAUGUCCAGAAGCUCUUGGAUCAACAUCUUGGAAAGCACCCCAACUUCCAAAAGCCCAAGCCACCUAAAGGCAAACAAGCCGAGGCUCACUUUGCCAUCGUCCACUACGCUGGAACUGUCCGUUACAACGGUACCAACUUCUUGGAGAAGAACAAGGAUCCUCUUAACGAUACUGCUGUUGCUCUCUUGAAGCACGGAGAGGGAGUCAAACUCAUGCUUGACAUCUGGGAGGAUUACCAAACUCAAGAGGAAGCUGCUGAGGCUGCUAAGGCUGGAACUGGAGGAGCCAAGAAGAAGGGUAAAUCCUCUUCUUUCAUGACUGUCUCUAUGAUCUACAGAGAGUCUUUGAACAACCUCAUGAACAUGUUGUACCAAACCCAUCCUCACUUCAUCCGUUGUAUCAUCCCCAACGAGAAGAAGCUUUCAGGUUACAUCGACUCUGCUCUCGUUUUGAACCAGCUCACUUGCAACGGAGUACUGGAAGGUAUCCGUAUUUGCAGAAAGGGAUUCCCCAACAGAAUGCUUUACGACGACUUCAAGCAUCGUUACGCCAUCCUGGCCGCUGAUGCCGCUAAAGAUUCUGAUGUCAAGAAGGCCUCUACUGGAAUUCUCGACAAACUCGCCAACGAAGGAUCUCUCAGUGAUGAAGAAUUCAAAGUCGGAAACACCAAGGUGUUCUUCAAGGCUGGUAUCCUCGCUCGUCUUGAGGAUCUCCGUGACGAGAUUCUCGCUAAGAUCAUGACUAUGCUCCAGAGCAGAGUCAGAUACUACUUGGCCCAAAACGAAGUUAGACGUCGUCAAGAUCAACAGUCUGGACUUCUUGUUGUUCAACGCAACGUUCGCUCUUGGUGCACUCUUCGUACCUGGGAUUGGUUCAAGCUUUACGGAAAGGUCAAGCCAAUGCUCAAGGCCGACAAGGAACAAGAAGCUGUCGGAGCUCUUGCCGAGAAGAUCAAGGGACUCGAGGAAGCCGUUGCCAGAGGUGAAAUCGUUCGUGCUGAACUGGAAACUAAGGUUGCCGAUUUGGUUGAAGAAAAGAACCAGCUCUUCUCCUCUCUCGAAAAGGAGAAGGCUAAUCUCCAAGAGAGCGAGGAGAGAAACCAAAAGCUUCAGCAAAUCAAGGCCGAUCUCGAUCGCCAAUUGAACGAUGUUCAAGACCGUCUUGCUGAUAUGGAGGAGAGAAAUAACGAUCUCCUGAGACAGAAGAAGAAGCAAGAACAAGAAAUCUCUGAUGCUAAGAAGCAUGCUCAGGAUCUUGAACUCUCUUUGAAGAAGGCUGAGAGCGAGAAACAAUCUCGUGAUCACAACAUUCGUUCUCUUCAAGACGAGAUGGCUAACCUCGAUGAGAAUGUAGCCAGACUCAACAAAGAGAAGAAGCACCAGGAAGAAGUCAACCGCAAGCUCUUGGAAGACUUACAAGCUGAAGAGGAUCGCGUAAACCACAUGGAAAAAUUACGCUCCAAGCUCGAAACUCAACUCGACGAUGUUGAAGAUACCAUGGAUCGUGAGAAGAGAAACCGCCAAGACUUAGAGAAGGCUAAGAGAAAGGUAGAAGGUGAACUCAAAGUUUCCCAGGAGACCGUUGAUGAGAUCACUAAGCAGAAGCACGAUAUCGAGAACAACCUCAAAAAGAAGGAAACCGAACUUCAUCAUGUUGCUAGCAAGCUCGAAGAAGAGCAAGCUAUUGCUUCCAAGCUUCAACGCCAAAUCAAGGAACUUCAAGCUCGCAUUCAAGAGCUUGAGGAAGAACUUGAGAACGAACGUCAGAGCCGUUCCAAAUCUGACCGCUCUCGUGCUGAGCUCCAACGUGAACUUGAGGAGAUCACUGAGCGCCUCGAAGAACAAGGAGGAGCUACAGCUGUUCAAAUCGAAGCCAAUAAGAAACGUGAAGCUGAGCUUGCUAAGCUUCGUCGUGAUCUUGAAGAAUCUUCUCUUAACCACGAAACUCAAGUAUCCAGCCUUCGUAAGAAGCAUAAUGAUGCUGUAUCCGAAUUGACCGACCAACUUGAGACAAUUCAAAAGUUGAAAGCCAAGGGAGAUAAGGAUCGUGCUCAACUCCAGCGCGAUUUCGAAUCUGCUCAAGCCAAUGUUGAUAGCGAGAACCGUGCUCGUCAAGAUGUAGAAAAGGCUUUGAAGACUUUGGAAGUUCAGUAUGCUGAAAUUCAAACUAAGGCUGAUGAACAAGCACGUCAACUCAAUGACUUUGCCUCCCUCAAGAACCGUUUGAAUAAUGAGAACGGAGACCUUGGAAGACAACUUGAAGACUUGGAAGGACAAUUGAAUGGCGUCCAUCGCAUCAAGGCUCAGCUCCACAGUCAACUUGAUGAGACUAAGAGAAACCUUGACGAAGAAACCCGUGAACGUCAAGCUCUUGCUGCCCAAGCUAAGAACUUCGAGCACGAGAACGACAGCCUUCGCGAGCAAUUGGAUGAAGAGCAAGAAGCCAAGGCAGAGCUUUUGAGACAAAUCAGCAAGCAAAACGCUGAAAUCCAGCAAUGGAAAGCCAAGUUCGAAAGCGAAGGAUUGGCUAAGUUGGAUGAAAUCGAAGAAGCCAAGAAGAAGUUGCAACUCAAAGUUCAAGAGCUUUCUGAUGCCAACGAAACAGCUUUCGCCAAGAUUGGUAGCUUAGAGAAGGUUCGUCAUAAGCUCAUGCAAGACUUGGAUGAUGCUCAAGUUGACGUUGAACGUGCUGCUGCUUACGCCGCUGCUUUGGAGAAGAAACAGAAAGGAUUCGACAGAAUCAUCGACGAAUGGAAGAAGAAGUCGGAUGAUCUCUCCGCUGAACUUGAUGCAGCUCAGAGAGACAACCGUAACUUGGCUACCGAUUUGUUCAAGGCCAAGACUAUCCAGGACGAACUUGCCGAGCAUGUCGAAUCCGUUCGUCGUGAGAACAAGCAACUCGCUCAGGAAGUCAAGGACUUGACUGACCAACUUGGAGAAGGAGGACGUUCCGUUCACGAGCUCCAGAAGAUUGUCAGACGCUUGGAAGUUGAGAAGGAGGAACUCCAAAAGGGUCUCGAUGAGGCCGAAGCUGCCUUGGAAGCUGAAGAAGCCAAGGUUCUUCGUGCUCAAAUCGAAGUUUCUCAAAUCCGCUCCGAAAUCGAGAAGCGUAUCCAAGAGAAGGAGGAAGAAUUCGAGAACACCCGUAAGAACCACCAACGUGCUCUUGAGUCUAUGCAAACCACCCUCGAAGCCGAAGUUAAGCACAAGGAAGAGGCUCUUAGAAUCAAGAAGAAACUCGAAAGCGAUAUCAACGAACUCGAGAUAGCUCUUGAUCAUGCCAACAGAGCUAAUGCUGAUGCUCAGAAGACUAUCAAGAAGUACAUGGAAACUGUUCGUGAACUCCAAAUCCAAGUUGAAGAGGAACAGAGACAGAAGGACGAGAUCAGAGAAUGCUUCCUUGCCUCAGAGAAGAGAAAUGCUCUUCUCCAACAAGAAAAGGAGGAGCUUCACCAGCAGGCUGAAGCCGCCGAGAGAGCUCGUCGCAAUGCUGAGGCUGAAUUGAUUGACCUCCGUGAACAAUUCAAUGAUGCCUCUGCUCAGCUUAACGCUAUCAUUGGAAUCAAGAGAAAGAUCGAAGGAGAACUCCAAGCCAUGCACGCCGAACUUGAUGAAGCUUUGGUUGAGCUCAAGAAUGCCGAUGAAAUCGGAAAGAAGGCCGCUGCUGAUGCUGCCCGACUUGCUGAAGAAUUACGUCAAGAACAAGAACACAGCAUGCACAUCGAGAGAAUCCGUAAAGGUCUUGAAAUCCAGAUCAAGGAGAUGCAAGUUAGAUUGGACGAAGCUGAGGCUGCUGCAUUGAAGGGAGGAAAGAAGAUCAUUGCUCAACUCGAGACCCGCAUCAGAAGCUUAGAACAAGACUUGGACGGAGAGAUGAGACGCCAUCAAGAUACUGACAAGAACUACCGCAAAUCCGAACGACGUGUUAAGGAGCUUGAAUUCCAACUUGAAGAAGAUAAGAAGAAUGUCGAACGACUCACUGACUUGAUCGACAAGCUCCAAGCUAAAUUGAAGGUCUUCAAGAGACAAGCUGAAGAAGCUGAAGAGGUAGCUGCCACCAACCUCGGAAAGUACAAGCAACUUCUCGCCCAACUCGAAGAUUCCGAAGAGAGAGCCGAGAUUGCUGAAAAUGCCUUGAGUAAAAUGCGUAAUAAGAUCCGUGCUAGCGCCAGUGUAGCUCCAACAGGAGGAUUGCUUCAAUCCGCUAGCAGUGCUGUGAUGAGGAGUACCUCAUUCGCCCGCGAUUUCUAA